Brassicogethes aeneus is the source of this 1503-nucleotide messenger RNA. The record is from the annotation of a GenBank genome assembly. Lineage: Eukaryota; Metazoa; Arthropoda; Insecta; Coleoptera; Nitidulidae.
AUGGUUAUAACCAUAUGGAAGAAAAAUCAGGUAGGCUAUGGUGAAACAAAAACCGUUGCGUGUGAUUUCGAUCUGAAUGACGAAAGGUAUCCAACAUCGAUAUGUGUGACAUGCAAGUUGGCUUUAUUGGAGAGACAAAAAGAUGGUGUAUUUCGUAGACCCUUACUACCAAUGCCGGAAUUCCACAAACUGGAUUUAAGAAAAACUUUGCGAAGCGGAAAACCCUGCACAUGCUUGAUUUGCAGCGAAGCACGUAAAAAAGGUCACAAAAAAGUUUUUUCCGGAAGGGGAAACAGUAGAGUUCUUAGUAAAGAUGUUGUACUAAAGAAAAAAAAAUGUAUAUGCGCAACAUGCUUGCAAGAAAUUGGAAAGGGAAAAAAACAUUAUUGUCAUUUAUCUAAUAUUGCACAUAACGUUUCGGACCUUGUACAAGCAGUGCCGAAAAACCAGAAACAACAGAUUGUAAGCAAAAUAAUACAUGAAUAUGUUGAAACUAAUAACCAAUCAAGUAUUGGACUAGCAACACUGGGCAGACCUUCUAGAAUUGCUAUAAACCCACCACCCCAUGCCCAGAAGGAAAUAAAGUUUAGUUACGAAAAGCUUAGUCAAUUUCAAAAGACAACAUGCUUAUCGAAUAAUAAAAUGGAGUUAGUUACAAAUUUUGUUAGGACCUGCGCCGGCAAAAAGUCCGUUUCUUCCAAUUUUAGAGAGAAAUUACGCGAAGAGUCCAAAACUUUAGAACCAUUUUAUAAAUGUGCUGAGUUAGAGUUUGACGUAAGUGACUGUAAAGAAAAGCAGAAAAGGAAAGUGAUAUAUGCUGAUGCAGAAAGUAUUCUAGAGGCUGUGAUUACGCACAGACAGUUGAUAGGAAGUCCAAAAAUUAAGGUCAUGGCUGACGGUGGACAAGGCUUUUUUAAAAUAUGUCUUUCUGUGUUUCAAAGUGAAGAUGAAACUAAAGUAGGAAGAUCUGUUUAUAGUGAAGGUGGUAAAAUUUCAAAAGGGUUUAAGUUUACGGGCGUCAAAAAAAUUCUGAUUCUUUGUAUUGUACCUGAAAUCCAAGAAACAUUUGAAAAUUUAAAAUUACUGUUUUCCGUUAUAAAAAUUAACAAUAUUUCGUUCAAAUUUGUUUCGGACCUCAAAGUUACAUUAAUUGUUAAUGGAUUGCAAACCGCAUCUUCUACAUUUCCGUGUCCCUACUGCUACGUGAAACUAAAACAUUCAGUUGGAAAUGAAGCUAGUACUUUAAGAACUUACGGAGACAUAAAAUUGCAUUAUGAGAAGUUUUGUCUAUUCGAAAAAAAUAGGAAAUACGCGAAAGACUGCUUUAGUGUAGUAAAUCAUUCAAUAUUUGAUGAAGAAGGCGACGUUUCGGUGUUGGAAAAAUGUUUUUAUACUGUUGCGACAUUGCGAGAGUCACCUGAUUAUGUUUACCCAGCUGAACCAGCUCCAGUUAGAAUGCCUACAACCGAGAAUUUGGGUCGGAAUAGGCAGGAACCGGAAUAG